CUUAUAUAUUCUCCACACCCCACCCUCUUUCUCUCUCACUCUCAUGGAGGAAUCGCGGAACACCCAUGAGUUUGUUCGGACCGAGGCGUCCACGGAGAAGAGGCAGCGACCUGCCGCCGAGGAUAUGGACGACGACAUUCUGGCUUGGAUUUCUUUGGAAGAAGAGACAGUAGGCGAACUCAUGAUGCUUCUGGACGAUGAGGAGAAAAGCCGUCCGGUGGAGGAGAAAGUUAAGUUCAUAGAGGAUCCCUACUCAUCGGCCGUGAUUUUUCAAUCCUCUUCGUCGUACGUGACUAUCAACGGAAACGAAGAGAGUUGUGGUUCGUCUUUCUCUGAAUCGGACUCGUCGAUGAUGGCGAGCGUCGACAUGAACGGAGCAAGGAUUAAAGUGAUGGAAAUCGAUAGUGAAACUGUUGAGAAAUGGAAGAUGUGGAGCGAGGAUGGGUUGAUGAAGGAGGAAGAGGAAGAGGAGGUGUCGGGUGUAUUGGACGGAAUCAUCAGUUGGGAUGAAGAUGAUUUAGCGAGGUUCGUCGGCGAUGAAGAACAGAUAAUCUGAAACUUCGUCUGACAAAAUGGAAAUGGUUAGGGUUAGGGUUAGGGGUUUUGAAGAAGUAGAAGAAGAAAGGAAGGAGAUGUAAUUUUGGGGGUUAACACUGUUAAUAGAGAGAAUAUACACAGAGUUAGUAAGAUGAUAGAAAUUUGAAUGGAAAUGAAAAACUACUUGUCGUUUUCCUAUUUUCCCCAUUUUCCUCCU
This is a messenger RNA of Cucumis melo (muskmelon), 754 nucleotides long. RefSeq lists its product as uncharacterized. The transcript has a single exon. The record is from RefSeq and is a predicted model, not a curated record. The coding region runs from base 44 to 556 and encodes 170 amino acids. NCBI's taxonomy places the organism in Eukaryota, Viridiplantae, Streptophyta, Magnoliopsida, Cucurbitales, Cucurbitaceae.